Molecule: messenger RNA, 3646 nt
Organism: Sardina pilchardus (European sardine)
Lineage: Eukaryota; Metazoa; Chordata; Actinopteri; Clupeiformes; Clupeidae
Product: tyrosine-protein kinase receptor TYRO3
Exons: 15
Coding region: 265-2967 (900 amino acids)
Biological process (GO): cell surface receptor protein tyrosine kinase signaling pathway; protein phosphorylation; multicellular organism development
Cellular component (GO): plasma membrane; signaling receptor complex
Molecular function (GO): ephrin receptor activity; ATP binding; protein binding
Source: RefSeq, a predicted model, not a curated record
CCCGCUUGAAGGAAUGAAGCAAUAACACCGACCUUAUUAUUCCAAAACAUUGGAACGAAAGUGGGAGGGGACUGAAUUCACUUUGACUCAAGACACAGCUGGAUGGGACUAAUUCUUAGAAACUUAUAAAUGGAACAUAAUUAACCAAAACUCGUAAAUUAAAAUGCUGAAAUGGAUUGUAUGGAAUAGCCUAGCUCGAUGAACGCAACAAGCUUCCGAAGCUUGUGAUUAUCUGGCUGACACAGCUCAGUUUGUUGGAUACGAAUGGCACCGGUGAUACGCAUGACAACUAUGUGGACAAUCUACAUACCGUAUUUAACCUAUAUAUUCGUCUCCAUUGUGCCAUCUUGGGCAGUAAUAGAAGAGGAACUGUUCAACUCUCUCCAUCAGACAGAUCCGAAAUGGACUUCCUCUCCACAGAAAGCUUGGAAAGUAACUACAUUCAGACUUGGUGCCGACUCUGAUCACCCAGUUUUUCAAGCUUGUGCCAACAUUCCCUCAGGCAGCACCACCAAACGCUUGACUACCCAUUCGAUUCCAAGGAAGAAUGCUCGUAACGUAUUACUGGAUAUAAAGUUUGUCCAGGAGAUCGAAUCGGGGCCUUUAAGUCAUUUAAGUAUCUCUGUUAAGGAAACCUCUUCCUCGUCGAGACUACCAGCCCGGAGAAGCAGGUUGAUUUCCAAACUCAGCGCACCAAAAGGCUUUCCAGAGGACGCCGAUGUGACGAAUGUGGAUGUUAUGGAGAAGUACCUGCAUAGCGUGCAGGGAAUAGACGUCGGAGAGGUGUCGUCGGACUUUCAGCUGGACUUCUCUUACUCCGGCCCCUGCGUUUUCGUCGCUGCUGUGAGGCUGUACUAUAAGCAGUGCCCCACGUUUCAGGGCAACCUGACCGAAUUCAGGGCGGCACCAGCCGGGUCUGGGCUUCAGAGGGGCACAUGCGCCGGUGGUUCCGUGGAGGACACUGCUCCACAACGCGAAUGCGGAGCUGAUGGAUCCUGGGGACCGUUGCAGGGGAUGUGUCUGUGCCCGCCAGGUCACGAGGAGGUACAAGGUUCUUGUAAAGUCUGCCAGAUUGGUACUUUCAAGCCAAACAUUGAGAGAGGACGAUGCCACCAGUGCCCUCCCAACAGUGAGACUAAGGUGGUGGGGGCACAGCAGUGUGUUUGUGUCCAUGGAUACUCUAAGUUGAUAAAUGAUCCAGUUCCCCUCGGCUGUACAAAAUCACCUUCAGAGCCUGUAAACCUGACGCAUCAUCAGCUCAAUGACUCCACCCUAACACUACGCUGGGACCCGCCCUCCAACCUGGGUGGCCGACAGGAAGUGACAUACGCGGUGGAGUGCAGGCAGAGGGCGAGCGAGACGAGUGACCAGUGGGCUCCCUGCAGUGACGCCACCCGCGUCCUGCCCAGGCCCACUGACCUGACGGCCACUGCGGUCAACAUUACCGGACUUCAGGCCCAUCUGGACUACAAACUCGCCGUUAGGGCCAGUAACGCCGUGGGAUCCGGUGCUCAAACCUCAACUACCAUCCACAAAUGGAAGGUUCCGGUCAUCACUCCCUCAGAGCCAGGUCCGGAGAAAUCACUGGUGGAGAAGGGGUCUCCAUCUCUGCUGGUUGGUGUGCUGGGUGGAGGUGUGCUGCUCAUGGUCCUAGUGCCUGCUGUGUUGUAUCUGCUGCGCAGGAAGUACAAGAGGCACAGUCCAUUGCAGGAGGAGCCUCUGCUGCCCUCGUACCCUGUGGUGACUUACAGGCGAGAUGUGGAGCCUCAGCCUGAUCCAGCAUCACCUACUGGCGAGGGUGCAAGAGCUUACCCAGCUCCGCUCCAGGUGCUGGCUGGCCUCAGUGAGAAGCUGUUGUCCAGCCUGAGGGAGGUGCUGGUGGACCGGGCCAGUCUGACGCUGGGCAAAGAGCUGGGCAAGGGGGAGUUUGGAUCUGUGUAUGAAGGGAUCUUCAGUCCACAGGGAGGAGAGGAGAUGAAGGUGGCAGUGAAAACAAUGAGAGCUGGUAUCCACUCCCACGAGGAUCUGGAGACCUUCUUGAAGGAAGCUGAGAUCAUGAGACAUUUUGACCAUGAAAAUGUGGUCAGUCUUCUGGGUGUCACUCUAGAGCAGGAUGAGGACUCCUCCAUCCCCGUGCCUCUGGUGAUCCUGCCCUUCCUGAGGCAUGGAGACCUGCGGCGAUUCCUGAUCGCCACUCGCUAUGGGGACAUUCCCAUGUUUGUACCCUAUCAGAGUCUGCUCCGCUUCAUGAUUGACAUUGCUUCUGGGAUGGAAUAUCUGAGUUCCAAAGGCUUCUUGCAUCGGGACCUGGCUGCACGCAAUUGCAUGUUGGGGGAUGACUUGCAUGUGCGUGUGGCGGACUUUGGCCUCUCCAAGAGUGUCUACAGCGGCAACUACUACAGGCAGAAGGUGGCCAUCCGUUUGCCUAUGAAGUGGAUGGCCAUAGAGAGUCUGUCCGAGUCCAUGUUCACCACCAAAACAGAUGUGUGGUCCUUCGGGGUGACCAUGUGGGAGAUCAUGUCCAGGGGGAAGACGCCCUACCCCGGGGUUCACAACCAUGAGCUCCUGGCUUAUCUGGAGGCUGGCCAGAGGCUGAAACCACCUGCAGACUGUGAAAGCACGCUAUAUGAGGUGAUGCAGAGCUGCUGGGAGAGUGACCCAGCACAGAGGCCUGGCUUUGCAGAGCUAGGUGUGCAACUCAAAGGCCUUCUGUCCAAGCUCCCACCCCUGGAGGCCAGCAAGGAGGCCCACUACAUCAAUCAGGGUCUGGAAGCUGCCAUUCAGGGGGGUGCGUCCGGAGUGGACACUGAGUUGGAGGAAGCUGCUGAGGGCAACAUUUACCUGCCAGAACCUGUGGCUGCUUACCUUCCUCCACACGGGACAGAGCAAGAGGGGGAUGGCGGGAAAGACGAAGAGGGAUAUUUGUUGUUUGUUAAGGCUGGUUCAGCUCACGGACCAAAGGACUAACUUUGCACUAGCAACUUUGGACUUCUUCAGGGGGGAAUGAAUACUCAGGGUCUAUGUUCUUGUUUAUUUGUUUAUUUUGUACAUCCAUGUGUUAGAAAGGGAAAGUGAGAGAAAAGAGAGUUCUAAGUGCAUUGCUUUUCAUAAGUUUGAGAUCUUCAGUUAUCUCAUAGCCUGCAUUUCUCAUAGUCAUGUUGUGACUAAUCAAGCCCACAAUAGCUGAUGCUCCAAGUACUGAACUCAUCUAAAGGCCAGUUAUUACUUCUUUAAUCAGGGCAGCAUUUUUCAGCUGUGCAAGCAUAAUCAUCAUGAUCACUUAGCCUUUAAUACGAUAAACUCAGUUUAGCAACCAAUGUGCCAUCAGACCACAAGAUGGAUGGUUGCAGAGAGCCUCUGUGCACUGAUGUAGAUAUUGUAUUACAAAAUCAACUAUUUCCUGCAACAACAGUCAUUUACAACAUUAAUGAUGUCUUCACUGCAAAGUAUUGACUUGCUAUUAUUUUAAUAGGCCUAGAUGACAAAUUAACUUUUCCCAAGGAAAUGUCUAAGUGCCUGUAAAUGCAUAUGAAAUACUCUUUUUUUUACUAAAUGUCUCAGAGCAAUAGAGCUCUGAUUUUAUUAUGAUGUUCUGUUGAACUAGGCUACUAGCCUACAAGCCUUAAUAAACCAGGGUCAUUUUUAC